AUGGAUGCCGGUGUCGAUGGGAUCGAGAUCGAUGAUGACGAUGACGACGAUGUUGGCAUAUUCAGCAUCGCCAAUGACCGCCAAAGUGAGGACGAUGACACCCUCACUGGUGAAAACAACGUUCUCUCUGCGGAUCACAUGAAGAGCACUGCUGUUGACAAGGAUGAAUUAGCAGAAGAAAAUCUGCUGACUCGCGAAGCGGCUGUCCGCUUCGUUCAAGACUCUAUUGCAGAUGCACUCGACAGACAAAAAAGAAGCGCAGAAACACAUGGAAGAGACAUGUUGUUUCAUUUUAUGAAGGAGACCUAA
Messenger RNA from Peronospora matthiolae, 309 nucleotides. Lineage: Eukaryota; Oomycota; Peronosporomycetes; Peronosporales; Peronosporaceae. The record is from the annotation of a GenBank genome assembly.